Colletotrichum karsti is the source of this 759-nucleotide messenger RNA. Its product is annotated as calcipressin. Gene Ontology annotation, biological process: calcium-mediated signaling. The transcript has a single exon. Gene Ontology annotation, molecular function: calcium-dependent protein serine/threonine phosphatase regulator activity; nucleic acid binding. The record is from RefSeq and is a predicted model, not a curated record. Gene Ontology annotation, cellular component: cytoplasm; nucleus. The coding region runs from base 1 to 759 and encodes 252 amino acids. NCBI's taxonomy places the organism in Eukaryota, Fungi, Ascomycota, Sordariomycetes, Glomerellales, Glomerellaceae.
AUGGAAUCACCCAAGUCAGACACCCGCCCGCUCUUCUCUAGACGGUCAACCGGCUCCAACAAGUCGCUUUCCCUCGACCUCACCUCCUUGCCGCCUCUCGUCCAGCCCACGCCGCCGUCAAACACUCUCCUCUUCACAAACCUCAACGACACCAAUGUCUUCCGUCCCGAUAACCUGCAGACCAUUCGCGACCUGGUUACCAAGACGGCGCCGAUUCACUCAUGGGCACCUCUGAAGUCCUUCCGCCGAAUUGUCGUCUCCUUUUUCUCGGAAGAUGAUGCCAUCGCCGUCCGUCGCAUUUGGGACGGCGAGGCAGUAAUGGGCGAGCGCGUCCGUGUCUACUUUGGCCAGCCCACUCCCGUUGAGGUUACCGACCGCCACCUCGCCCUCCCCGACGCCGGCAAGCUCUUCUUCAUCUCUCCUCCCCCUUCGCCACCUCACGGUUGGGAGAUGAAGCUCGAGGACGCUCCUAACAAGAUGGUCCACGCCGAGGAUCUGGCAGACGCUCUCGCCAAGCUCCACCACCGCCCCUCCGGCAUCGAGACACCCAUCAGCCCUGUCGACGGUUCCCACCAAACGCGCAGCCGCAGCUCAACGCUCCUCUACAAGCCUGAUGCCCAGGGUGCCAGCCCCGAUCUCCCCGCCAUUUGCCUCGAGGAUAUGACGGACGAGCCUAUGGAAAUCAGUCCCAUCGAGAACAGCAAGCCCAUCAUGGCGCACACUGCUCGCCCGCCAGUGGAGCUCAUGCACCACGCAUGA